Messenger RNA from Meloidogyne enterolobii, 615 nucleotides. NCBI's taxonomy places the organism in Eukaryota, Metazoa, Nematoda, Chromadorea, Rhabditida, Meloidogynidae. The record is from the annotation of a GenBank genome assembly.
AUGGAAUUAUAUUUAUUUCGUCACGAUCAAUGGGAGAGCCUUUACAAUUGUUCUCAAAUAAAUGUAGAUUCUAUCCCGUUUAUUAUGCGUUAUCAUCCACUUAAUGGCUCUAUCAUAAUUUUAUUGUUUAUUUUCUUUGAGGUAUUAUACUUCCCAUGUUUAUGUUCAAUUUAUAAACAUAUGGAGCAUUCCUGCUAUAAAUUUCUUUUUUUCAUUGGAAUUGCUGAUAUGUUAAUGAUGUUUAUACAAGGAUUGGAAACUGGCGUUUUUAAUUUUACUGGAGAAAUGUUUUGUCCGAAUGAUAAAUUUAAUUAUAUUACAGCAUGUUUUGCUGGGGCACUUUUUGCUCUGGAAUCAAGUGCAAAUUUCUUCCUUGCUUUGGAUCGCUGUGCAGAUUCUCUUUCUCCUAAAAUUUCAAAAUUUUUCUUUGAUGGCAAACGUAUUUUAAUUUGGAUGUUUUUCUCAAUUAGUUUAUCAAUUUAUUAUUUAUUUUAUGCUAAUCCUGGGAUUUAUGAUGGAGUUAAUAUGAAUUGGUUUAUUAAUCCAUUUCAAAGCUACCCAACAGUUAAUGUUAAUAUAAAUAACGUAAAUUUUAUUUUUAAAUUUAAAAAAUAA